CGAGGCCGGGAGCGCCGAGCCGGGAUGGACGGGGCGGGCGCGGAGGGAGAGGACAAGGAGCGGGCCGCCGGAGGGCUGGAGUGCCAGGAUGAGGAAGAGGACACGUUGCAGUGUAAGGAGCACUUUGUGGAGGAUGCUGAUGCUGUUGGUGGCCACGGCACAGGGAGCAGUGUGCUCUCUGCAUUCCAAAGCACAGCUACACAAGAAGAACCCAAGGAUACCUCAAGAACAGAAGACAGGAUUAGCCCUGUAAAGAAAGUGGAAGAAGAUGGAAGAGACAGCACCCUGCAGGCAGCUGGGUCAGCUUCCCAAGACUCCAUGAUCCUUGACAGCCAGCUGGAUUCUGCCUUGGUGUGUGGGCAGCCUUCCAAUUCCCGCAGUGACAUGAAGGCUGUGUCCCCACUUGCUGUAGUUGGAUUGGCACAGGAGCCCACAGGUCAGUCAGGGUCCCCUGAACACCGUGAGAGUCAUUGCCUUGAUGGGACUGAAAAGGAGGCAAAGAAGAAAAAAAGUACCAACAGAAGUGGAAUGUGCACCGAGGAAGCACCGAGUGGAAUCCCUGGAGCUCCCUGCAGGCAGGAUGAGGGUGGCCCAGCUACUUGCCAGUCAUCCAAAUGUGCUGCAGCCCAGCAAUCCUACAAGGUGUCUUCAGUCUUGGAAUCCAGAAGUAGCCAUGAUGCAACCAAGGAGGAGAAAAAAGGGGGAAAGGGGAAAAAAGCCUUACUUGAGAAUCCACACAUCCUACCACCGGCCAGGAAGAAGUCCCGCACCUCCUACAAUGCAGAGCAGCUAGAAGAGUUGGAGAAGGUGUUCCAUGAAGACCACUAUCCCGACAAUGAGAAGAGGAGGGAGAUUGCAGCUGUGAUUGGUGUGACACCCCAGCGAAUCCUGGUCUGGUUCCAGAAUCGCAGGGCAAAGUGGCGGAAAUCGGAGAGGCUGAAAGCGAAAGGCAACAGAAAACAUCCAACAUCGUCACCUCUGUCAGAUGAUUAUGGGGCACCUCCUCUGCCUGUGCCUCUGUUGCCUGACGUUGCUCGUGACCAAUCUGCCGUGCUGGGAGGAAACACUGCAGCUGGGAACUGCUCCAGCCUGCUCAGAGCACAGCCUGCACCACUCUCCUCUGCCUCAGCCUCCUCGGUGGCAGGACUGGUGGCAUCUUGUGAAGCAGUUCAGACGAAGGUGUCGCAGCAGCUCAGCUUCAGCUCCAGCAGCGUGGAGGGCUUCCCGAGCCUUCCCAGCCCCCCUCCCAUCCGCAGGGCCACCAACCUGGCCUUCAACCCCCACAGCCCUGUUGGUUCCCUGGGGCUGGGCACUCCCAGCAGUGAAUGCUGCUUGUCCAGUCAGGAAAAUGGCUCCAGGGAGGCCUUCACUUACAGCAUCCAGAAUCAAGGCUUGAGUUCACUACCCUCCUGCCCUUACCCUGAGCAGCUGGAGACUGCAGGGAACCUGGAGACCACGUACUGCCAGUACAGCAGCCAGGGGGGAAUUUACCAGCUGUCCCAAUAUUCCCAGCAGCACCAGCUCUCCCAGUUCUGCCAACUGCCAGAUCACCUGGCCACCAAUUUGCUCUCCAGUGACCACCUCCCUCCUCCAACACCUCCUGAGCUCCAUCCAGCUUUCCUGGCCUUACCUGGUAACACUGGAGCAGUAACCUAUGGAGCCACACAAGGCUAUGGACAAAACUACAUGGGGGGACAGCUCAUGCCACAGCACUCAAGUGGAAACUCAGACAUCACUGCCUAUCAGGCUGUCCUCUGGAGUGAUUUCUGCCUGCAGGGAGCUCAAUUCUCAAAUCAGCUGCACUCCCAAAUGCCAUUUUUUAGCACGGCAGAAGGACAGAACUUCACAGAGCCAUCUCUUCUCCAAGUGCCCAAUGGAACAGCACUGGGAUCCACGUCACAGGCUGGAAAGCAAAAGGGAGUGACACCAGACCAGAGCUCAAACCAGAGCCACCAAACAGAGCCAGAGUUGGCACCGCUUGCUGAAGGAGAGAGGAUGUAGAGUGGUGUAGCAAGAAAGGAGACACCACUGUUGGUAACUGAAAGGCCAGCUGAUUAUUUUUUUGGGGGGAAAAGGAAAGCAUUCCAAGACAGCAGUAGCUCCUCUGAAUGCAGGAUGAAAACUGUGGCAUGAAUGGGAGUGGAACUUCCUUUUUUCUGGUCUGCCAUCCGAGGCUGGUCCCGUUAUCCUGUACCUGGUCCUUACAUUCAGCUGCUCAUAGAAACGGGGACUUAGAAGUCAGUAAAAUAGAUGCCAAAGUUCUGUCCUCUC
This is a messenger RNA of Manacus vitellinus (golden-collared manakin), 2271 nucleotides long. RefSeq names its product homeobox protein NOBOX. Lineage: Eukaryota; Metazoa; Chordata; Aves; Passeriformes; Pipridae. The transcript has 8 exons. Gene Ontology annotation, molecular function: RNA polymerase II cis-regulatory region sequence-specific DNA binding; DNA-binding transcription factor activity, RNA polymerase II-specific. Bases 25 to 2001 code for a protein of 658 amino acids. The record is from RefSeq and is a predicted model, not a curated record. Gene Ontology annotation, biological process: regulation of transcription by RNA polymerase II.